Molecule: messenger RNA, 1280 nt
Organism: Cuscuta europaea
Lineage: Eukaryota; Viridiplantae; Streptophyta; Magnoliopsida; Solanales; Convolvulaceae
Source: the annotation of a GenBank genome assembly
AUUGGAUCUGAUGCUCAUCUACCUACAGCGGAAGUAGGAUAUAGGGGUCGGGCGAGUGACCCUUUUCAAAGUUAAUCUUCAUCCUAAUGCAAGUCCGUGUUCGAAGCAUCAGUCUUGCGUUCUUACUGAACCGUACAUGUUCUAAAGAAUCGACCUUUAGAGCGAUUUCAUCAUCUCCGUCUCCAUCAAAUUACUCAACCCAGGCUCGUGGCGGCCUCCCUCGCUUCUAUUCCGAAAUCCUCCCUUCUUCCAAGGGUAGUGUUGUUCGUGUCAAAGGAGAUGAGUUUUGGCACAUGACUAGAGUUCUAAGAUUGACCAUUCACGAUAGGGUAGAGCUAUUUAAUGGAAAAGGGAACUUAGUUGAAGGAUGCAUACAGGACAUUGAUCAAUCUGGACUGAACUUUGUGGCUUUAGAAAAUCCCAAGUUGGUAUCACCUUUGGAGACUCAAUGGCAUGUCUUUGCUGCUUUCGGAACUCUAAAGGGAGGUCGUGCUGAUUGGCUCGUAGAGAAAUGCACUGAGCUGGGGGCCCAUAGCAUUACACCACUGUUGACAGAACGGUCUUCUUCUCUUUCAGAAAAUCGUGUGGAGAGAUUAUUACGUGUCAGUUUUGCUGCAUCCAAACAAUGUCAGCGGCUGCACGAAAUGAGUUUCAACCCUCCUAUUAAAGUUGCUCAGCUCUUGCCUCAUGUUAAAACGUCGCCAUUAUCAUUUAUUGCGUUAGCAGAGGCAGUGCCGGUUUUUAGUGCCUUGAAUUCCCGAAGAAAAGAAUCGUCUGGAUUAUUGGUAAUAGGACCAGAAGGAGACUUCACUGAGAAUGAGAGGAAAAUGAUAGUUGAAGCAGGUGCAACUGCAGUAGGUCUGGGGCCACAUCGCCUACGAGUUGAAACUGCCACGGUGGCACUUUUGGCAACUUUGAUGUUUUGGGCGGACAAUCAGUGUCAACUAGCCAACAGUUAGCAGAACUUACAAGGCCUGCCUAUGUAAGGGGAUUUCUUCGCUGGGCUUAUAAAUUUGGGAUUGCUUGGUUUAUACUUUUCUUGAAGCUUUAGAUGCUCAUUUGGUGGUAUGUCCUGAAUUCUGAACUCGAAAUGUAGUUGCUCACCUUAGCCUAGAGCUUGCAGUCUCUCAUUCUUCUCAUUUUUCUUGCUUUUAUUUAAUCAGACACAACACUAUUUUUAUAUCACACCCAAAUCUCUUGUCAUGCAUAAAAAAAUGUUUAGAAUGUUGGUACUUAUGGAAUUGUUGUGGAUAUUCUGAUAUUAAAAUCAGAGAAUUUCG